This is a messenger RNA of Dioscorea cayenensis subsp. rotundata (Guinea yam), 861 nucleotides long. RefSeq lists its product as uncharacterized. The transcript is spliced from 4 exons. Lineage: Eukaryota; Viridiplantae; Streptophyta; Magnoliopsida; Dioscoreales; Dioscoreaceae. The record is from RefSeq and is a predicted model, not a curated record. The coding region runs from base 1 to 861 and encodes 286 amino acids.
AUGGCCAACAACAACAACGUUGAUGACAAAGGUGACCCUGAUCUUGCCUUAUCUCUCUCCCUUCCAACUCCCCAUACCAAUGCCUCUUCCUCCACUACUCCUUCUCCUUCUCCUACUAUUACUACCGUUACUCCUCUCCAUCUCAAUCAAGAAACUCCCCGUUCUCAUUCUCGCCGUAACAACACUCCUUCAUCUCCACCAUCCACCAUUGAACCUCCCUAUCCAUGGUCCACCAAUCUCCGUGCCACCAUUCACCCUCUCUCCUUCCUCAUCUCCAACAACCGCACCACCAUCUCUGACACCAUGCAAUGCCGCCACUGCAACACUCACCACCCUAUCACCUACCAACUUCAACCCUGUUUCCAAGAACUCUCCACCUUCAUACGUGACAACAAACAUGCCAUGCAUGACCGUGCUCCCCAUGCAUGGUUAAACCCUCCUUACCUUACGUGCCCUUCUUGCUCUCAACCCAAGUCCCUUAAACCUUGUAUCAGCCCUAAGAAACGCAGCAUCAACUGGCUCUCCUUGCUUCUUGGUCAAAACCUUGGUUUUUGCACUUUGGAGCAACUCAAAUACUUCUGCAAGCACACCAGGAAUCACCGCACUGGCGCUAAGGACCGAGUCCUUUAUCUCACUUAUCUUGCUCUCUGCAAACAGUUGGAUCCUUCCGGCCCUUAUAAUGUGAAAUAUGGGAUUGAUAGAGUGUUGGAUACACUUCCUCGCAUGUAUCAACUUGCACAAGGUGGUACUGCUUUGUUGGGACCUGGAGUGAACACAAAGAAGGGGUUUGAUGUUAAAGUUCUUUGCUGCGAUGGUGAGGAGACCAAGCUGCCAUUUUGUUCUGCGAGAAAACAAAUUUGA